Puccinia graminis f. sp. tritici CRL 75-36-700-3 is the source of this 318-nucleotide messenger RNA. RefSeq lists its product as uncharacterized. NCBI's taxonomy places the organism in Eukaryota, Fungi, Basidiomycota, Pucciniomycetes, Pucciniales, Pucciniaceae. The transcript is spliced from 2 exons. The coding region runs from base 1 to 318 and encodes 105 amino acids. The record is from RefSeq and is a predicted model, not a curated record.
AUGGCCAACAGCUCACUCAGCAACCAGACAAUGCGUGCAUCAAUGCGUGCAUUUGGUGAUGAUUUCCAACCAGAAGUCACACACCUAGUCAAAACUGGAUGGACGGAUAGUCAAAUACGAGAACAUAUCAAAGCGACAUACGAUAUAUCAGUCUCCCAACGAACAUUAACUUGCAGGAAGGAAGACUGGGGGCUAAUUCUUCAAGCCGCUGAAUACGCAGCCCAGCUUGAAGAUUGCUUCCAAGGUGAGGACUUCUUCAACUCACUUGGGAUUAGUCUUUUAACAACAAUCUAUAUUAAUAAGUGUAUCAACACUUAA